Molecule: messenger RNA, 828 nt
Organism: Anoplophora glabripennis (Asian longhorned beetle)
Lineage: Eukaryota; Metazoa; Arthropoda; Insecta; Coleoptera; Cerambycidae
Product: histidine-rich glycoprotein-like
Exons: 1
Coding region: 1-828 (275 amino acids)
Source: RefSeq, a predicted model, not a curated record
AUGAGUGCGUCGAUUCUACACAAGGAAAUCGAAAUAGGCCACAACGGUGUACACUACAAAGUAGUUGUAGAUGCAGAAAAGCAACAUGGUACUGUUCACAACUUAUCUGGACUAGAAAACGGUACAGAGGAACCGGAACAUCAGGAAGAACCGGGUAAAAUUGGUAUCCAUUAUGAAUUGCCUGAGAUUGAACAUUUGCACCACCACGAUGAAGAAGACAAACAUCACGGAGUAGUUAUCCACAUUGACCUGAACGGCGCUCAUAGUUCCGAGGAGGAGGAACACCACAACGAACAUCACGAUGAAGAGCAUCGCGACGCUCAGAAGCACUACGAAGUACAUCAUGUAUUAGUACACCCGCAUCAUGACGCAGCCCAAUAUCACUACGAUACAGAAAAUCAUGAUUUGAUACAUCACUUACACCCAGAAUUAGGCCUCCACGAUUUUGAACAUGAGAAAUUGAAUCCUUAUAACUCAAAACAUCACCAAAUAAUUAGUUACGAAGAUUUAGGGCAUCUGUUAACACAGCACGACUCGAGGGAAAAUGAAUUAGAAUAUAAUAGAGUAGAUGUCCCUCAUCAUCAUGUGAUAGGUCCUCAAGUAUGGGGAAAACACCAUGGACAGAAACAACACUAUGUAGUCGGCCAUCAAAAUGGAAACCUUUGGCAAUUAUUUCCUUCGAAAGUUGUGAACCCCGUUUCAAUUCACAGUGGAAUUCCUCAUUCUACACACGUAGGAUUAGAAAAUGUAUAUGAUCAAGGUCACAUCAAUGAAGAACCCUUUGUUGAACUUCACGCAUUGCAUCAUCAUGUCGACAUUCACCAUUAG